UCACGAUCAACACAGUAACAAAAUUACUUUUCUCAGAUCUCAUGCUAGAAGCCGGGAAUGUGCCUUAGAGAAGUGCAGGCGGCUUGUGCGCUGCCUCAUGACCUGUACAGCGUGCACGUGACGGUGCAGGUGAGCCUGCGCCAUGUUUUUGCACUGCCUCAAGUACGAUCACCACAGCCUACCACUAUAAGAGACUACGUCAAAUCAGUCUUUCCUACUUUUCCAUACUCAGUUAGACGACGUGAAAACCUCCCCUUUCUUAAACAGUUCUCUCUUCUUGUGUUAGCAUCCCCGAACUCCUGUAACAGUCAUGCAAUUACUGCACUUUAAUGACUCUGGAAGACUGGUCUUAACAGACUUCGCUAAAAGAACAAUUCCGCCGUAUGCAAUCCUGUCACAUAGAUGGUGGGGAGACGACCUUGAGGUCCACUACCAGGAAGUACUAAACAACACCUAUGCAAGCAAGGAUGGCUACCGCAAGAUCAGAUUUUGCGCCGAACAGGCUGCCCAAGAUGAACUACAGUACUUUUGGGUUGACACAUGUUGCUUCGACAGAUACAACAGCCGUGAACGCUCGAAUGCGGUCAACUCGAUGUUCCGGUGGUAUCAGAACGCCGCAAAAUGUUACGUAUUCCUUCGCGAUGUGUCAGUAGCUACUGCGACAGAUGCCCAGCAGCAAAGUACAUGGGAAGCACGUUUCCAGGCAAGCGAAUGGUUUACUCGAGCUUGGACGCUUCAAGAACUUAUUGCUCCAGCAUCAGUUGAAUUCUUUUCUUCUGAAGGUCAGCGACUGGGAGAUAAGGAAUCCCUCCUGCAAUUGAUACACAACAUAACUAGCAUUCCAUUAGAGGCUUUACAGGGCUGUCCUCUGGAGAAGUUCAGUGUCUCCGAUCGAAUGACGUGGGCCCGAACCCGCAAAGCGACCGAGCCAGAAGACCAUGCAUAUUGUCUUCUUGGAGUUCUCAACGUACAAAUACCUCUCACAUACGGUGAAGGAAAAGAGAAAGCAUUAAGCAGGCUUCAAGACGAGGUUAAACACUCGGAU
Molecule: messenger RNA, 1045 nt
Organism: Lindgomyces ingoldianus
Lineage: Eukaryota; Fungi; Ascomycota; Dothideomycetes; Pleosporales; Lindgomycetaceae
Product: HET-domain-containing protein
Exons: 1
Source: RefSeq, a predicted model, not a curated record